CCGCCCCGCCAUUGGUUGUCGCUGGGGCAGAGCGGCCCGCCCCCGCCCGCAGCCAUUGGCUAGGGGCGAGGCUGGGGUUCCCGGAUGCAGGCACGUUCGGCCGUUAUAAAGCGCCGGGGGAAGGCGGGAGCGGACGCAGUUUGAAUCGCGGCGGGUCGGGACGGGUCGGUGUUGUCGCCCGGGCUCCGUGCGUGCGGGACGCUCUCCUCCUCUGUCUGCCCUUGCGCGGCGCUGCGGUCCGGUUCGCCAUGGCUGGUGGUAAAGCUGGGAAGGACUCCGGAAAGACCAAGACCAAAGCAGUGUCCCGUUCUCAACGGGCUGGAUUGCAGUUCCCUGUUGGCCGCAUCCACAGGCACCUGAAGUCUAGGACUACCAGCCAUGGGCGUGUAGGAGCCACAGCCGCUGUGUAUAGCGCAGCAAUCCUGGAGUACUUGACAGCUGAGGUUCUUGAGCUGGCUGGAAAUGCAUCCAAAGACUUGAAGGUGAAACGUAUCACUCCCCGUCACUUGCAGCUUGCAAUUAGAGGAGAUGAAGAAUUGGAUUCUCUCAUUAAGGCAACAAUUGCUGGUGGUGGUGUAAUACCGCAUAUCCACAAGUCUCUCAUUGGAAAGAAAGGACAACAGAAAACUGUCUAAAGGAUACCAGGAUUCCUUGUUAUCUCAGGACUCUAAGUACUUAAUUGUCCAGUGUUGGUGAUUCCAGUGGACUGUAUCUGUGAAACACGACUUUGCCUUUUUGUAACUUUGAGAAGCUAAAGCUCCCUUGAGCUUUCUAACAAACCAAAUUUCUGCAUUGAAGUCUUAACCGUAUUUAAGUGUUACCAUGGCUUCAAAGAAGCUAUUGUAUUUGUAGUGGGUUUUGAUUGAGCUGACUGUUUUUAGAUUGGUUUAAGUAAAGGAAAUGUUUGGUUUUGUACAGACUUUUCAUCCACUAGAGUGGAAGUAUUCAAUAAAUGUUAUAUCAAGACUGA
Messenger RNA from Haliaeetus leucocephalus (bald eagle), 970 nucleotides. Its product is annotated as histone H2A.Z. Gene Ontology annotation, molecular function: structural constituent of chromatin; DNA binding; protein heterodimerization activity. Lineage: Eukaryota; Metazoa; Chordata; Aves; Accipitriformes; Accipitridae. The transcript has 5 exons. The record is from RefSeq and is a predicted model, not a curated record. Gene Ontology annotation, cellular component: nucleosome. The coding region runs from base 249 to 635 and encodes 128 amino acids.